AUGCGGCCAUCCGACUACGCUCGCCAAGCCAAGAAACAAGCAAACGUGGCUCUUCUGGAAAGAAUACGAAACCAAAUACAUCAUGCUCAAGCAGGGAAAGAAAUAACUCGAAAUGACUUGGUCGUGAAAAAGUUGCUGACAGACGUACCAAUAGGAAUAAGUAUAAGUAAUCAAAAGUUCUUGCUGAAAGGGCGACUACCAAUCACCAAUCAUACUUUACGUGUCGGAGUCGAGGCUGUUUUGCAGACAGGCUGGCGUAGAAUCAAAUGGCCUAAUGGUUUCUCUGUAUUGCAUUUGGCAGCAAAAUGUGAACAUCUUCAGGCGCUCAAGUUUCUACUCCAUUCCGUCGAACAUGUUUUGGAGGACGUCCGAGCAACAGAUGGGCAAGGAAUGACACCUCUGGACUACGCAAUGGCAGAAGAGCACGUCGAAGAGGUGACCGAAUACUUGCGGCACUCCGAGGCGAUGACUAUGGGACCAGUGCGAAAGGAGAUCUCGAUAGAUUGGCAGAACGUACUGGAAUGCUGUACUCGUAGUCUAGACGGUGACAGCACGUGUCUUGAUUUUGUCUUCUGACUCUGAUUUAUGAUAGGAAAUUAGAUUUCUGGAGCUUUUGUAGUAGCUUGCGGUCUAAAUUUUUCUUAUCACGUGAUAGAUAGAUCCCGCCAAUUACUACUCAGUUGUAAUUUCCUUCUAGUCGCUCCGAGAGGAAGAUGCUUGCGAUAGACAAUGUAGGACAUUCGAAUCUUCGUAUCAGAUGUUGACAACAUGAAGAAGUCAGAAUAUAUCCCGUUCCUGGC
This is a messenger RNA of Amoebophrya sp. A25, 800 nucleotides long. Lineage: Eukaryota; Dinophyceae; Syndiniales; Amoebophryaceae. The record is from the annotation of a GenBank genome assembly.